Penicillium olsonii is the source of this 1725-nucleotide messenger RNA. The record is from the annotation of a GenBank genome assembly. NCBI's taxonomy places the organism in Eukaryota, Fungi, Ascomycota, Eurotiomycetes, Eurotiales, Aspergillaceae.
AUGCCUCUCCUUUCAAUCCUGUCGCGCUCGCGAGCGCGCAUUCUCAAAGCUCCGCGAAUGCCUUUCAGGCUUCUGUCCACCUUACCGAACACGCAUAUCUUUCGCGCAUUGCAGAGCCAUGACCCGGAUAGCUUGGCUGUGGUACACAGUGCUUCCGAACGGUCUUUUACAUACGGAAGUCUCAUUGGCGAUGUUGUCCGGGCGAGGGAUGAUCUUGCGCGCAAGGCUGCGAAGGGACAGGGGACCUUAGCCGGCGAGCGGGUUGCGUUCCUUGCGGAAAAUAGCUAUGACUACGUAGUCACAAUGCUAGCAAUCUUCGCUAGCGAUGCUAUUGCAUUGCCGCUUUCCCCGGCUUUCCCAACAGGAGAACUGAAGUACAUUCUGGAUAACUCGCAGGCAAAGAUGUUGCUUGCGACAGAGAAGUACUCUGAUAAAGCCAUGGAGAUUCUCAGACAGGGGCUAGAGCAUGAUCCCAUUUUCAAUGUCCGCAGCAAACUCGAGGGCACAAGCGGCGAGCCUGUUACUCUGAAGGACCUGGAGAAGCCAUCAGCCAUUCUCAUUCCUCAAUCUGCGCUAGCAGCACAAGCAUCCUCGCUAGUAGAAGCGUGGAAGUAUAGUCCAUCGGACCGGCUACUCCACCUCCUACCACUGCAUCAUAUCCAUGGCGUUGUGAACGCCAUAGUGGCGCCAAUGGUAGCCGGCUCUUCUGUCGAAUUCAUGUACCCCUUCAACCCCGAACAAGUCUGGAAACGACUUGCGGCGCCCUUCCAAUCAACCUCAAAGCCACCAGUUACAUUCCUCACAGCUGUCCCAACAAUCUACAACAGACUGAUGACAACGUUCAGCAAUCUUCCUCCUGAUCUUCAAAAAGCCGCUAAAGAAGGCAUCUCUCCUCAAAACCUUCGUCUCAACAUAUCCGGCUCAGCCGCACUACCCACGCCAACGAAGACAAAAUGGACUGAUCUCAGCAACGGGAAUGUCCUUCUUGAACGGUUCGGUAUGACCGAGGUCGGAAUGGCGAUCAGUUGUGGACUUGACAAUGCGGAUCGUGUCGACGGCAGUGUCGGGUGGCCAUUGCCAGGCGUUGAAGCACGACUAGUUGAUCUCGAGACCGGAAAUGUAAUCCCGGAAUCAGAACUAAACCGCGAAGGCGAGAUCCAGCUACGCGGCGAUACCAUCUUUGCCAAGUACUGGGGCAACGAGAAAGCGACCAACGAGGGAUUUGUAGACGGCUGGUUUUGCACUGGCGAUGUUGCGGCAAGGAAGAUCGUCGAUGGGGCAGGUAGUGGGAAGAGUGGGGAGUGGGCAAAGGGGCCCAUGUAUUUCAUUCAAGGACGGAAAAGCGUCGAUAUCAUCAAGACGGGCGCCGAGAAGAUCAGUGCGUUGGAGAUUGAGAGGGAGUUGCUUUCACUCCCUCAAAUCACUGAAGCGGCCGUCGUUGGUCUUCCCUCUGAGCAGUGGGGACAGAAAGUCGCCGCGCUGGUUGUUCUGAGUGACGAUGCUGCUGCUUCAGGGAAGAAUGGGCGAUCAUGGGGACCGAUGGAUAUGAGACGUGCGCUCAAGGACCGUCUUGCUUCGUAUAAAAUCCCACAGGAGAUGAAGAUCCUAGACGCCAUUCCGCGGAAUGCGAUGGGGAAGGGUAAGUAUUGGAUUCUGUUGCUGUCGAGUCUGCUGCUAAUUUCAUAUCCCAGUCAACAAGAAGGCACUCAUCAAGGAGGUCUUUGA